AGUUCGAUCGGCUUGCGACAAAAGGGGCUGAGGCCUUUCGCCAUGUUGCCGGGAUUAGAUAAAUAGCAGAUGGGGGGCAUAGAUCGGCCUUAGACCCCAUCAUGAGCCCGUCCCGGCCGGGCUUGCUCCCAUGGAAGCACCAUCGACGGAAACCAGAAUAAUUCCUCUCAGUUUCUAUCGUAUUUUCCACCUUUUCUUACUCCUUGUAGCCUAGUAUCGACACCGCAUCCAUCGAAACUAAACAUCACUCGCCCGUCAAACGAGAUAUUCAACGCAAGGUGGUUGCCGUGCUCGUUCUCCGUAGACGGCCAUACUAUUUUUUUCUGAUAUGCACGAAUCUGAUUGCAUGUGAGUGACAAUAUGGCGUCGACGUUACCCUUGACUGAUAGUUGCCGAGAUAGUUGGGGAUGGAACCCCGAGGACAAAUCCCCAGACGUAUUCUUGAAAGGUCCCCGGAACCAAACAGCCUUCUUCCACCCGAAUUGGUCAAUCGGAGCAGCCGGGGUACGGGGGACACGCCCUUUGCUUCAAGGUCACUGUUACUACUGGGAGAUCGAAGUAGCGCCGAGGAUCUACGGUACAAGCAUGAUGGUCGGAAUAGGCUCUCCUAAGGCUCGUCUGCAUGCCGAUUCCUUCAUUAACCUUAUCGGCGAAAACAACGAGAGCUGGGGUCUUUCACACAAAGGUACUUUCUGGCACAACGGCGACUCGAUCGUGUUCACACAACCGUUUCUCGAGAACACCUUGACCACCGUCGGCAUCCUCUUCGACGGACGGAAAGGAACGCUCACCUUCUUCAAGGAUGGCGAACUCCUGGGCCAGGCGAGCAAGGAUUUGAGCAAGCCCGACGACGACCUCUACCCGAUCAUAUGUUCGACGGCGGCGAAGACGGAGAUGACGCUUGUUCGUGCUCGACGAAGCUUCGUUUCGCUCUUUGAUCGAUGUCGAAACGUCAUCGCGACGAGCAUCACCAAGAAGGAGCUUGUUCACAUGCUGCCAAUACCAAAUGCUCUCAAGAACAUCAUACUGGAUUCAAUGUGAACGAGAUUGUGAAAGACCUCUGUGAUGCUGCAUCUUAGAUUCGUCAUCGUUGACGCGUUCAACCUCCUAAUCGUCGAGGAACGACCAUGCCGUGGUUGACAUCAGAUGCCCGGAUGAGCCGGUCGAUGGACCCAGUGAUGAGGAUAGACCGCGAGGCUGUUCCAGAGUUAAACCAGACCAGGGUUGUCUAGCCAGCUAUCUGGACCUGAUUGAAGAUCAGAUAGGUUGUGGUCUACGGGUCUCGUCGACGUCAUCAGCCAAGAGCACGCCAGCCAGUUCUCAGCCAGCCACUUCGAUUAUACCACGACCACCGGAUGGGCGGUAGUAUAGAAAUCUAUAGUAGUUCAGCAGUAACCAUUUUGUAUGCCUAACCCGUUACCAUGGUAAUAUUCUGUCAUUGAAAUGCACUUGGGCUCAGGUAGCUAAGCAAAUAUGGCAUCAACAUGUUUGUACUAUUACCUCGCUUUACGUUUUCAUUCUCGCACAUGCCUCGCACGCUCACCAUUUCGUUUCAUAAAUCAUGUGAGCGAUGUUGGCAAAAGCCUUACAAAACGGGGGCAAAACUAAUGUUUGAUAUUGCAAUUGCAAUGUGCAAUGGUAAAUCUCUCGUCUCCAUUGGGAGAGAAAGACGAGUGCGGCUGAUGCGAGAUGAGGAUACAGACAAAAGUGUGCCAUGUAUGUUUGUUGCUAUGGGGAAAACGAGACUCGAGACCAAUGCGCACGCGCCGACCAAGCGUGAACGCUGAUUGGUCGAGAGUUUCGUCUCGCUUUCUCACUCCACAUGUGGUGACAUAUGGCAUGCGAUGCAAGGCAAGAGCAACCUGUCUUUCUGUUGGAUUUUCAUCUGAUAUUGAUAUUGCAUGUUCUUUAUUCCCCUGCAUGCUUGAUAAGUAGUCCAUCACCAUGAUUACAGCCUAAGUUAAUAGGCGAGACGUCGUUCGAGUAACGGCAAAGAAGACGCGCUUAUUAUUCAAGCCCGGGGCAUCUCAAAUGUUUUUAUUCAGUUUUAAGUCGUGGUCCCAUCGCUGACCCCCACCUUGCGCUCACCUUCCAACGACCCGGCGGCCAGCAAUCCAGCUUGAUGGCCAGCAGGCCGAUAGACUGGACAUCCAAUUUGAAGCGAGACGAGGGCUGCAUAAUAACACGAUCACGAGUACGAACAAAGGCCAGCUGCUGAAUGGGGGCUUGAGCGAGGACGACAGAAAGUGCGAGCCCAACUUCCUUUCUGAAAUCCCAAUCUAAUAUAAUUUCCCCCUCUGCGUCGGUUUAGGGGCUCGCCUGCCUGCGCCGACGUCCGGGCUGUUCGCCCACCGCCGCUUCGGAAGGCAGGCAAGCGGGCAGCCAGCCUUGCGCAUCCCACAGGCCCCUGUCGGGCUUUGUUCCCCUUUAUAAACUGCUAAAAAGAACCCAGUAAGGCGAGCUGCAGGCCUACAUCACACAAACACGGAUCGGGUGAAUCCGUCCUCGCCCAACCCCUCCCUCGAUACAGAUGAGCCAUUCCCCUCUUUUGAAAAAGUGAAACAAAGAGAGUUGAUCAAGUUAAACCUUUUGUCAUGUUUGUAGGAAGCAUAUGCAAAUUUAGCUUCGAGAAACAAAGCUCCCAAGACAGCAGACCUUUUUACCUACCCUUAUAAAACGCUGUAGUGCCUCAGAUACCGGUAUAAUUUAUGAAAAUUAUACCGGUACAAUAUUUUGUGCACACCAACAAGUUUGCCUUUGUGCCGCUAUAGCCUGCCGCAGCCACACAAAUGUUAUACACUUUCCUUUAAACAUUUCCGGUUCAUUGAGAUAGAGAAUAUUCUGCUUUAUGGAGUUCCAGUAGAAAGUCCUAGGAACUUUGAAACCAAUUCUUAAAAGCUAAAGACCACAAUUAAGCUAAUGGGCUUAUUGGUUUUAUGUAUUAAAAAAUCAACUUAGUUUGUACACUUUUACAGAAGGGAAAAUAAUAACUCGAAAUUUUGUGUUAACGGCAGGCUUUUAUGCGGAGUUUACUGGUAUAGCAAAGUUAUUAUGAUUUAACAUUAUAUGUAUGACAAACAUGUGCGACUUCCUCUAAUUCUAUUUUAAGGAAUUCUAUAGACCACUCGGAGAAUAGACAAGUAAAAAUUAACUUUUUUUUUCAAACAAACCAUCUCACCCGAAUGAGCUCAAUAUUUUUUCAUUCCUUUAUCGCAAGUUUAAACCGAGCGUUAUAGGCCUAUAUUUUGAUAUUCGUUAUUCAAUUUCAGAUGUCAAAUAUGUUUCUAAAUUUUUUUUUCUUCGAAAAACGUGUAGCUGCUUUACCUGAAAAUCGGAAAAAAUAAGUGAAUUCGAAUGUGCCAUAGAAAUGAUAGCUGAUUUAGAUAAAUGAUAAUAGAUUAGUUUAGAUAACGUGUAUAUAUAUACGUGUGAUUAGUUUUCAUUGUUUCAUAUAUAUUUCGUUUGUAUCAUGUUUGUUUUCUUUAUAGCCGUCUGCAGUGUAUUAUUUUCGGGGGGGGGGGGCGUUGAAAUAAGGAUUAAGGAAAUAAGGAAUUCUGCACUCGAGACUUAACUUUUAAAAAAGAGGGGGAAAAAGAAGAAAAAUCGUUUGAAUUCUUUUACUUUGCUGCAUUCGGCCAUGCACGUAUGUUUUAUUUCAAUCAUUGUAUUUUUGUUUACCUUUUUCACAAUUUAUUCUUUAAAGUACUGUCUGGUAAAAAAGAAUGCUGCUGCGAACUUCAUAUGAAAAGUGGCUGGUAUAAUUAUAAUAGAGGAGAAUAUCAUACUCCACAAUAAACAAACAAGUGCAAUAAUUACGGUAAUUAAGGAUGUCUAUCCACUUGUUGGAUUUAAUACAAAUUCAGCAUUGGUGCUCGGCAUCGGUUUGAUUUACGACUACAAGAAGUACUGUAGAUUAUACAGUUGGAAGUCGGGAUAAGAAGAAAAAUCAUUUCUGCAUCAAAAGGUUCUACGUUUUAAUUUUUUGAUGUGGAAGUUAUAUUUUUCUUUUUUGUCACAGAAAAAUCAAAGGAAAAGUUGCAAUAAAACAGAACGCAAAUAAGCUUGCCAGGAUCGGAGCGUGAUUUGAUCGGAAAAUUUCAAUUUUUCGAUCAUUUCUCCGCAGAUCCCUUCAUAAGUGGUUCCGAAGAGCAAUCAAUAAACACAAAAAUGUAGAUUAGAUCUUACUGUAGGUAGAGUGCUUGUGUAAUUAGGGUGCGUAGAGAUGCUUCAUAAUAGUCACUUUUGCGCAUGACUUGCGCAUGCGUGAAGAAUCAAGCUUUAACAACGCGCCAGUAUCUUUUUUUUUCUUCUAUUCGUUUUCAUUAUUUUUUCUUGGUAUCUUUUCCUUUCUUUGCCUAAUUUUAAAAGAUAUAAAAGACACAGUCGAUUCCAUUAGAUAUUACUUCUACUUUUAUGAUUUUUUGUUCACUUUUCUGCUUAUAAUGUUCUCAUGUACAUGUAUCUUUAGUAUUUUUAAUGGACCCAUUUUUCACAAUGCGAUCAGACUGAAAGGUAAUAAUAAUUCAGAUAUUGAUUUCAAUAUCUUUCGGGUGGGGGGGGGGGGGUAUUCGAAUAAUCCAAAAUGCAUUAUCAGUGAUAUCCAUUGAUUUUAUUGCAAUUUAAGGGAUAGGGCCUAUACUGGGCCUACUUGGGUAUGUAAUUUUAAACGAAAUACACAGGCUUAAAAGAAAUAGAUUCACGGAUAACGUCAUAUUUAGCUCAAAUAUAAAUCAAAAUGUCAGACAAAAUCUUGCCAAUUAGGUCGCAUUGUGAAAAAUGCGCCAGCAUUGUAAUAUAGUCGAGUUGACUUUUCUUGUAAAUAGAUUUCAAUGCCUGCAAAAUGGCAUAUGCGAUGAGACAAUCGGCCGGGUUAUGUGCAAUAUAUACCCUGUAAAUAGUUCAAUUAUUUGUAAAUAAUACAACGUUAACACAUGGUUCAUGUUUAAUACUCUGUAAAUACGUUAGCUAGACUCAUGAAUGCUGCACUACAUUUAUUCUAACAUUUCUAAUUUUUACUAACUCUCUUAAUUAGACGGGAUGAAUGAUACUACGUAUUCGUCGUUUAAUAUUGAAGUUAAUUUCCAUACUUCCGGGGGCCUCUCUCACAAUAGAUUCAAUCAAACUCAAACUGGUAUUGGUCUCAUCUGCUCAUAUUAGAUAGUUAAUUCACUCGCUUGGAUCAAUCUCAAUUUGAGUUUAAAGUGUUACCAGACCCAAGCUGAAAAAAAAAUCGCAUACAAUUUUUAAAACAAAAUUCUUAAAUUGCAAUUGGCCCUUUUUCGACUUUUGAAAGAAUCAAUGGACCAUAUACAGCGCAUUUGCUUAUAGUGCCAGUGGCAUCCGGUUAUGGGUUAAAAUAAUGAAAACAAAAAGACACAGAACAUGACACAUGCGUCAAGAAUUCUGAUAAAUACAAGCUGAAUGCGAACUGAAAAGUUUUCUUUUUAAAUGGAAAUUCCAUAUUUGUUACCAAAAUCACCCCUGAGCGGUUUUGUGUUUUUCGUCACCAAUUAACGGUAAUCCAAAAUUUACCGCCAAAUUAAUCUGCAUGGUUUAGAGAUCCUCAAAUAGCAACGCUGCUUAUAUUUUGUAAGAUGGGCCCCUCGUCUUCACCUAACUAAUAAUGUUUUGUGUAUAUAUCUUUAAAUAAAUACGGAAUUUCGUAUUUUA
Messenger RNA from Lytechinus pictus (painted urchin), 5670 nucleotides. Its product is annotated as SPRY domain-containing SOCS box protein 3-like. The record is from RefSeq and is a predicted model, not a curated record. Gene Ontology annotation, biological process: proteasome-mediated ubiquitin-dependent protein catabolic process. Gene Ontology annotation, molecular function: protein binding. Gene Ontology annotation, cellular component: SCF ubiquitin ligase complex. Bases 361 to 1041 code for a protein of 226 amino acids. The transcript has 2 exons. NCBI's taxonomy places the organism in Eukaryota, Metazoa, Echinodermata, Echinoidea, Temnopleuroida, Toxopneustidae.